This is a messenger RNA of Plectropomus leopardus (leopard coralgrouper), 3870 nucleotides long. It is a transcript of the gene hps5, whose product is annotated as HPS5 biogenesis of lysosomal organelles complex 2 subunit 2. Gene Ontology annotation, molecular function: protein binding. The record is from RefSeq and is a predicted model, not a curated record. Gene Ontology annotation, cellular component: cytoplasm. Gene Ontology annotation, biological process: developmental pigmentation. NCBI's taxonomy places the organism in Eukaryota, Metazoa, Chordata, Actinopteri, Perciformes, Serranidae.
CGGAAGUGUCCUCACAUCAGCUGAGCGGAGCCGUGACAGGUCGGCUUGCUGCAGUCCGAGUGCCGUGAGACUGACCGCUGACUUUCUCCAAAAACAGCGAACGAUAUUAGCAAUGUAACAGCGCUUUACUGUGGAUUUGUAGGUGGGAACACCGGAGAGUCACCCGUGCCUUGUGUUGUAGAGGAUCACCAUUGAAGAUGCCUCUGGUGCCAGUAGUGCCAGAGAACCACAGUCAUGUACUGGCAGAGUUUGACUGCCUCGAUCCACUUCUGUCCGCUCUCCGUUUAGACUCUGGCAGGCUCAAGUGUACCUGUUUGGCAGUGUCAAGGAAGUGGCUCGCAUUGGGAACAUCAGCAGGAGGGCUGCACCUGAUCCAGAAGGAGGGCUGGAAGCAGAGACUCAUCCUCACUCACAAGGAGGGAUCUAUCACUCAGGUGGCGUGUUGCCCUCACGAUGAAGACUUCAUCGCUGUUGCAACAAGUCAGGGUCUGGUGGUGGUGUGGGAGCUGCAGCUGGAGCGGCGGGGUCGUCCAGAGAGAGUCAGUGUGUCCUGGGAGCACAGAGGUCAGGCCAUCACUGCACUCUGCUGGGACACCAGCACGCUCAGAGUUUUUGUCGGGGACACAGGAGGCAAGGUGUCCUUUCUACGUGCAGGAUCCUCCAAACUGGGCAAGGGGUCAGCAUUCGUUAUUUUCCCUGUUCAGACCGUCACCACUGUGGACUCAAGAGUGGUUCAGCUUGGAUACCAAGAUGGGCGCCUGCUGGUGUCUUCCCUGAGCCGCUGCUACCUCUGUGACACAGAGAGGGAGAAGUUCUGGCGUGUUGGAAAUAAGGAGCGUGACGGGGAGUAUGGAGCUUGUUUCUUCCCCCAGAACAGGGGAUUAUUAGUCGGUCAGCCCCCUCUGCUGUACUCUGCCCGGCCGGGGUCUCGAAUAUGGGAGGCCAGUUUCAAUGGCGAAGUUCUGAGCACCCAUCAGUUCAAACAGCAGCUGGCCUGUCCUCCUCUACCACUCAUCACUUACAGAGAUGAGCCUCAUUACAACCCACUGCAGAAGAGCCCCCAGUCAAUCGCCUUCCCUAAACUGCUGUUUUUCGGAGACCAGAACUUGCUGACCUGGACUGAUUCAGCAAUUUAUAUCUUUACACCUCAGAACGGACAAGUGCUUCUGUGGACUCAAGUCAAAGACUUGGCUGAUAUCGCAGUCUACCGCAACGAGCUCUUCUGUCUCCAUGGCAGCGGACGUCUGUCCCACCUGUCCCUGCUUUCUGCCGAACGCUGUGUUGAGCGUCUGCUGCGGAGGGAGUCCUGGCCUCUUGCUGCUAUGGUCUGCUGUAUGUUCCAGCACACAGUCACAACCAGCAAGGCCAGGAAAUCAAUUCCCAUUGACCGCCUCGAACAUCUCAGGUCCCAGCUCAGCUCCAGUACGCACCUGGAGCUGACUGGCCAGCUGGAGGAAGUCAUCUCUAAACUAGAGCCUCUGGACUCCGCCUCCAGCAGCCGCAGAAGUAGCAUCUCCUCGCAUGAGAGCUUCAAUGUCCUGGACUGCGGAAUCUAUCGUGUGAUCAGCCGCAGAGGGAGUCAGUCAGACGAGGAGACGAGCUCCCUCACUAAUCAGUCUGCGUCAGAGGAGGAGCGGCUCAAAGAGUUCAGUUAUGUGCAAGAGGAGGAUCAGGCGGAUCAUGAUCCACAGAGCAGUGAGCGCACGGACGCAGAGCGAUCUGAGCAAGGCCUGCAGUUCCACCUCCCCCUUUCAUUCCGCCCCAAACCCCCUCGCAUCGCACUGCAGGCCGUCAAAGAAAGUGUUUCUAGUUUUGUUAAGAAGACAACAGAGAAGAUCAACACCCUCCAGAUGAACUCUGAGCUCUGGCAACGACCUGAAUUCAGAGAAGGUGGACAGGCUGAGAUGUCAGCCACCCAAGCUCAGUACUCAGAGGAAAUGGACAGUGAAGUUUAUGAUGAAAUGCCCAACACAGAGGCCGACAUGCAGGAACUUCGAUCAGCGACAGAGAGAGCUAUCUCCCAGAUCCAAGAUCCUUUGGUGCUACUGGAUCCAGUCUGCCUGAGAGAAACUCUGCUGGAGUGGUUGCCGGUGCUGGAGCGAAUACUCGGACCUGAAGAGCCUGGGUCAACUGUUUUGGCUGAUUCAAAGGUGGAUGGAGCAGGAGAGGAGCGGUGGGAUUAUCUUCACUCCUGCUCAGAGCAACAUGAGGAGUCUUCCGUUUUAUCAGCAGAACCAACAGAGCGCAUCACAGAGGAGAAGAGAGAGGAGUCUCCUGAGCUUGGAGAAGAAGAGGACCAGUGUGACUCCACUGAGAAGGAGCCUGAAGUUUCAAAUGGGAGUCCUUUAGAACCUGUUCGAGUGGUGUCUCCCAAACCUGUACCAUCGGAUCUCCUGGCUAAUCUCACCCAGCUGGCAAUGCUGUAUACAGAGCAGAGCUGCUUCAGAAACCAGAAGGAUGAACAAGCGCUGUGCUGCACAGCCUUCCUGCGCCGCUACUUCUUUCUGCUGGACCAUGAGCGUGUAAGGAGAAUGUGUCUGCUGUGUCAUCAGGAGCGGCCGGAGGUUCAGAGCUCCUUCACUGAGGCCAUGCUAGAUCUCACUCAGUCCAGUAAGGUGGUGGAGGUUAUUGAGAGAGGUGAUCUGCUUCGGUCACUGCGCAGUCUGAGGGAGCUGCAGCCCUGGAGUGCACCUCAUCUCCUCGCUCACUUACACAGGCUGUAUGAGAAGCACGGGGAGGCGGCUGUACGCUCCUUUACGCAGUUCUAUCCUAUGAUCACUCCUGCUGAUGUGAUGGCCAUGGCUCACCAAAGCCACUUCCUGGCAUACCUGGAUAAUCUGGUCCAGUCACGAACUGAGGAGGACAGGUUGUCAUUUUUGCAGUCUCUUCUUGAACCAGAAUCACUGAGACAGGAUUGGCUGGAGCUAGCUCUUACCCAUGAUGCCCCUCAACACUGUGAUACCCUGACCCCUGAUGGGCAGCCCAGGUGGCGUUCUCAUUGUUUCAGUUGGGGUUAUGGACGCCUCCUGUCUCUCCUCAUCCGUCUUCCUGCAGACCUGUCCUCCAAGCAGGAGAUGGCAGAGACAUGCCGCAGUCAUGGGUACUGGACGGGCUACAUUUACCUCUGCUGUGAGCUGCAGCGUCGCUCAGAAGCCUUCUCCGCCAUCUGUCAGCUGGACGACAUCAGUCUGCUGGAGGAAGCUGAUGGUGUUGAGCCUCAGACAUUGGAAGAGUGGAAGCUGCUGAUCCAGUUAUGUCAGCACUGCAGCAGUGCAGCAGACUCAGAGCAGGUCACGGGUGUGAAUGGGAGCAGUAGGUCCAACGGUGCGGCAGAUUGCGAUGAAAAGAUCAGUCCAGAGAAUCUGACCCUGAUGCUGGCUCGGACAGCCGGGCCCGACCGCGCCAUGGCCAUCCUGGAGGAGUGCGGAGUGCAGCCGGUCCUUUCUUCGCACUCCAAACUGGUCUGUGAGCUGCUGAAGGUCGCUGAGAAGAGGCAGAGAGCGAUGAUCCAGACGAUGUUAGAGCGCUGUGAUCGCUUCCUGUGGUCUCAGCAUGCUUAACCUCAGACCAGCUGCAGCCUCUCGACGCCAAACAAGAUAACUAACACUGUAUGUAAACCUCCCCAAUGACUGCUGCUGUAACUUAAUUUGUGCAAUGUAAUAUUUAUCAGCUGCCCAGCUACUUAUCUUCCCAGCGAGAACAGUAUUAUCUAUUUAACUUUACUUUUUUUAAUGAUUCAGUUUGAAUGCCUUUUUGCAUGUACAGGUAAUAUCUGUCUAUCAAAUAUCUCAAUGAACAAAAAUGAACUGUUAAUAAUUACAGUGAAAUGUUCUAACCAGGUAAUAUGUGAAUAAAACUUACUGUAUUUAA